AUCUUUCAUUCUCUUUUUCUCUGUCUUGUUGUUGCACAGAGAAGAGAGAGAAAGAGAAAAACAGAGAGACAACGAAGAAAAGAACCUGUUCUGUUCUGUUCUUCCCCGGAACAGAGUUUGGUUUUUUCGGUGUUUGGUUUCUCUCUCUUUCCAUCUUCUUCUAUUUUCUCGUUUUAAAUUUUCCUGGGAAAAUAAGGGAGACAAUUGGGGGAAGAAAAUUUUGAGAAAAAGGGGAAUACCCAGAUAAUUAAUUUGGUGAAAUUUGCGAUUUUGAUUAGUGGGUUGUUUUUGUUUUAGCGGUUUGGUGAGAGUUGAUGGAGUUGGAUAGCAUUGAGUGUGUGUCAUCUUCUGAUGGUAUGGAUGAAGAUGAGAUCCAUUCACAUCAUCAUCAUCACUCUGAAUUUUCUUCCACAAAGGCUAGAAAUGGAGGUGCAAAUAUCAAUAAUAUUUUGGGUCCUACCGCCAUUGCUCCUGCAACUAGUGUUCAUGAAUUGCUUGAAUGUCCUGUUUGUACUAAUUCAAUGUACCCUCCUAUUCACCAGUGUCACAAUGGCCACACACUAUGUUCCACAUGCAAAACACGAGUGCAUAACCGAUGUCCGACUUGUAGACAAGAGCUUGGAGAUAUCAGGUGUCUAGCACUGGAGAAGGUGGCUGAAUCACUUGAGUUACCGUGCAAGUACUACUCCCUCGGAUGUCCAGAAAUAUUUCCAUACUACAGCAAGCUUAAGCAUGAGACAGAAUGUAAUUUUAGACCUUAUAGUUGUCCUUAUGCUGGAUCAGAGUGUUCCACAGUUGGAGAUAUUUCCUUCCUCGUUGCUCAUUUGAGGGAUGAUCAUAAGGUGGACAUGCACACCGGAUGCACAUUCAACCAUCGUUAUGUGAAGUCAAAUCCCCGUGAAGUAGAGAAUGCAACCUGGAUGCUCACAGUAUUUCAUUGUUUUGGCCAAUAUUUCUGCCUUCAUUUCGAAGCUUUUCAGCUUGGCAUGGCCCCUGUUUACAUGGCAUUCCUUCGGUUUAUGGGCGACGAAAAUGAUGCCCGGAACUACAGCUAUAGCCUGGAAGUUGGGGCCAAUGGCAGGAAACUAAUUUGGGAAGGUACACCACGAAGUGUUCGAGAUAGCCACCGUAAAGUUCGGGAUAGCCAUGAUGGUCUCAUCAUUCAAAGAAAUAUGGCACUAUUUUUCUCUGGUGGGGAUAGGAAGGAGUUGAAACUUAGAGUCACCGGAAGAAUAUGGAAGGAACAGAAUCAAGAUGCUGCAGUGUGCAUACCUAAUCUAUGUAGCUGACAUGUUAUUUGCGGAUCAUUUUUUAUUGUUUGUGUAUUUGAUGGACUCUUUUAAGUUUAAUUACACCAACUUUGUGCUUGUUGUAAUAGAUUAACGCACUAAAUGGCAUUUUAUUUUUCAGUUUUCUUGAGCUGUUUAAUAAACAAAAUUCUUCUUUCAAAACA
Medicago truncatula (barrel medic) is the source of this 1453-nucleotide messenger RNA. RefSeq names its product E3 ubiquitin-protein ligase SINAT5. NCBI's taxonomy places the organism in Eukaryota, Viridiplantae, Streptophyta, Magnoliopsida, Fabales, Fabaceae. Gene Ontology annotation, biological process: ubiquitin-dependent protein catabolic process; multicellular organism development. The transcript has 3 exons. Gene Ontology annotation, cellular component: cytoplasm. The record is from RefSeq and is a predicted model, not a curated record. Bases 315 to 1289 code for a protein of 324 amino acids. Gene Ontology annotation, molecular function: zinc ion binding; ubiquitin protein ligase activity; protein binding.